AUGUCGUGUGCAGCAGAAAUCGACAGAUCUCUUCACAUACUCCCCAAUGAAUCGCCAGUAUGCGUACUUGACUGUGUCGAUGCUUUCAACGCCUUGACGAAAAAGGAAAAGGAAUACGCCCACCAUUUGAGCAAGGCAUCUUAUGACGGAGGAUUGGCUGUGUUCCUUCAGGUUUCGCCGGAAUCUGCUGGACUUUUCGUGACAUUCUAUCGUAUGUUCAGAGCGGAGAGCAUCGAGGAACUCAAAGAAAAGGCUUUGCAAUGCGGCUUCACCGAAGAAGAAUGGGAUGGCUUCUUGGUGUACGUGGCUGGAUUUUACUUUAACAACGGAAAUUACCGUGGCUUCGGUGAUACCAAAAUUGUGCCAGCAGUGGAUGUGGCGAAAAUUGAUGCACUUGUACAACUAUCACUAGCUCAAGAGACGUCGCCGUCAUUUAUUAGCACCUGGGAAAAAGUGAAGCCUCUAAUCACUUCCCUCGAAGAAUCUCAACUCCGUUUGGGAUUUGGUAAUGAGGGUGUGACUUGCUACCAUAGUGAAAAUGUAACAAGAGAGGAUGCUACAAAGGUAGACAGGUACUUCAAGGCACGGAAUAUCGAAUCUUGGAACUCCAGACUGUUCAAGGAUCCCGAAACAAAAGAUGGCAAGACUGUUUAUCGAGUGAAACUAGCCAGUUCGAAAACAGAUGGAGCGACAGAGGAAGAGUUCGAAGACUCCAUUGUGGUGACAGAACGCGGUGACUAUUCUCCAUUGAUGGCUAGGGCAUGUGCUUCAUUGAAAAAGGCAAUAGAUUCGGCUGCUAAUGAGAACCAAAAGAAAAUGAUCUCCAAAUAUGUUGAACAUUUCACAGAGGGCGAUAUUAAGUCUCAUAAGGACGGCUCUAGAUUUUGGAUUAAAGACGUAGAUCCGGUGAUCGAGAGUUACAUUGGUUUCAUCGAGAACUAUCGAGAUCCAGCAGGAACUCGAAGUGAAUUCGAAGGAUUCGUGGCGUGCGUAAACAAAGAAACAUCAAAGAAGUUUAAGACGCUCGUGGGAAGAGCUGAAGAAAUUCUAACAAGGUUACCGUGGGGAAAAGCAUACGAAAAGGAUCAUUUUCUCAAGCCGGAUUUUACUGCUCUGGACGUGUUGGCUUUUGCCUCGAGUGGCAUUCCAUCUGGAAUCAACAUCCCCAAUUAUGACGAUAUACGGCAAAAUGAGGGUUUCAAAAAUGUGUCACUGGGAAAUGUUAUUGCUGCUACUCCGAAACAAAAAAUGAAUUUCAUUGAUCAGGAGGAUGAGGACUUGAUGCACGAGUAUCACAAAGAUUCGUUCGAAGUUCAAGUUGGAUUGCACGAAUUGCUCGGUCAUGGUAGCGGGAAACUCUUCCAGAGGAAUGCAGAUGGAACGUUCAAUUUCGAUAAAGACACUAAAGAUUUGAUUACUGGCAAACCGAUUGCAAAAUGGUAUGAGCCGGGUGAGACAUGGUCCUCUAAAUUUGGAGUGCUUUCCGGUGCCUAUGAAGAAUGUCGAGCUGAGGCUGUGGGUUAUGUACUUUCCUGUGACGCUGAUAUUUUAGAGAUAUUCGGUUAUACGGGUGAAAAGGCAGAAUUGGUCAAAUAUGUGAAUUGGUUGAAUGAGAUUCGUGCUGGAUUGCUUGCUCUCGAGUUUUAUUCUACAGAAGCGCAAAAGUGGGGUCAGGCUCACUGUUAUGCUCGCUUCGUGCUGACAAAAGUUUGCCUUGAAGCAGGUCAAGAUUUUGUGACGAUCACAGAAUGUGUUGGCGAGGACGGCAAACCAGAUCUCAAGUUCAAGCUUGAUCGGACCAAGAUAGAUUCAGUUGGUCGCCCGGCAGUUACCGCUUUUCUGGCCAAACUUCAGGCUUAUAAAUCUACCGGAGAUCUCGAAGGUGGUAGGGAACUGUUUGAAAGCUACGGUAAAGUAACGGACCGGGAAGUUCGUUGGCGUGACAUCUGUAUUGCUCGGCGUAAGCCACGACGAAUAUUUGUGCAGGCUAAUACGGAGAUAGACGAUAAGGGAGACGUGAACCUGAUAUCGUAUGAUGCGACUGCAACGGGAGUAAUCCAGUCGUUCGUGGACCGUUAUGAUGCAGAAGCGAUCGACGAUCUGGAGGAAUGCUGGAAUCGGGACAGCGUUUGGUACCCUCGAACUUACGGUGCCAAUUGA
Messenger RNA from Cooperia oncophora, 2160 nucleotides. Lineage: Eukaryota; Metazoa; Nematoda; Chromadorea; Rhabditida; Trichostrongylidae. The record is from the annotation of a GenBank genome assembly.